AUGAACUAGAGGAAUUUUAUUUCUUAGUUUGCAUUAUAAAAGUCUUCGGAAUCUUCUCAAAGAUCUAAGUAAUCACUGCAAACAGCAUUUCUGCAAUUAACUUCAUUAUCCUCAGAUUAACCUUCAAUGAGAAAUCCACAAUCUAGCUCAAAUAAUCCUGUAUUCUAAUAGGCAAACUCUUAUUAAUAAAUACUAAGCUAAAAACAAUAAGAGCAGCAGCAUUCAAUUUAAAAGGCUAACAUUUACACUCCAAAGAAGUAUUCUAAUAACUCCAAGAAAUCACCUAGCUCAAGUAGAGUUGUUCAUAAAUCAUCUAAGGAAAGAGCUAAUAAAAAAGGUUGCGGGAAGUUGGUUGAUUCUUUAAUGCAAGAUCUUGAAAAAUACGAGUCUCCAAGUAAGAUGAAUGAAUCUAGAAGUCACGAAUAACUUAUGAGAAAGAGUUUGCAAUAAAUUAAUGAAAGCCAAGAUUCAUACAGCAACGACAUGAAAUUAUCAAAGUAAUCAAAUACCUCUGGCUUUUUAGACCGAUCAGCUUAGCAACUUAAUUCUAGUUUUCAUCCUCCUUAACAACCUGUAUAAUAACAAAGAGAAAAAACUAAAACAACUUCAUCCCAAACAAGAGGUACAUAACAGCCCUAGCAAAUCCAGCACAAGAUGAGCCAGAAGAGACUUGUUGAUGAAAUUAAGCAAUUAAAUAAAAAAAUGGAUAUGAUUGGAAUAUUCCCCAACACAAAUACUGCCUAAAUGAAUAUGUAAUAGAUUAAUAACUAGUCGAAAGACCUUUAAGAUUUACAAAAUUUAAGUUUAAGAUUGCAAGGCUCAUUGCCACUACAGAGCAUUGGUAGAAAUUCAUAGCAGGGUAUUUACCAAAAUAUGUAGAUGAGAUCCGCUCCUGGAGUUUAUAACAAUAUUGCUAAUCAACAAAACAAUACAAAUGUUAACAAUACCUUUUCAGGAAUAAACACUUCAGGACUAUUAGCCUAUAAUGAAAAACCUCAAAUGAUGUCAAGCAAUGGCUAUUAAUAAAUCAACUAAGUUAAUAAUACCUUUAUUGGAUAAAUGCCAAAUACAAUUGGUUUAAAUAGCCUUGCAGCAAAAGAUAAAGUGACUAUGGACAAAAAGACUUAUGAGGAGCUGAUGAAUUAUCUAGUGAAAGUUGAAUGUAAAAGAAUUGAAAAAGAUAAAAAUAAUCAACUAAAUCAUUACUAGAAUAAAAAUACUUAAGGAACAGCUUAAAUCUCUGGUAAGAGACCGAAUUCUACUCUGAAAAGAUUAGGCUAAAAUACAUAAGAGAGAUUUUCUCAUAAUCCUAGACAAUUCAACUAAAAUCGAGAAUUAAUAUUCAACAGAAUACCUACUCAAAAUUUGAAUAACUCUUCUUUCCUAUCAGCUGCUCCUAAUUCUUUGGGAAGGAAUUCUAAACUGAGAAGCAAUACUGAAAAAUCUAUAGUCUAAUCCUCAUCACUAAGGCAAAUCAAGAGAAAUAACUAUGUAAAUGAUAUAACCUAGGCAUAUAACCAUUAGACUGAAAACAUUUAGAAAGGAUUAAUUUAGUAGAAUAACAUACCACAAGUAUCACCAUUUUUUAACAUUAAUUAAAGCUAAUCUAUACCGACCUCUAAAAAGGGAACUUAAAAGAAAAUUGUUCUACAGGAUAAGAUGGUCUAAGAGUACUAAGAAAUGACUCAGCCAAAGCUUUAAGAAAUGCUUUAGAGCGGGAAGUAUAAUCCAUAAAAAGAGCAGAUAAUGAUCAAUCCUUAACAAAUAUAUAUGGCAGAGAAGAUAUAAAGUGCUAGAGGAAAUAUAAAAGGUACGGGAAAGGAUCUUAUUAGUGGAGUUAAUAAAGUAUCAAAUCUCUUAAUGCAUAAAGAAAAAAUGAUUAAGAAUAAUAUUGGAGUAGUUGAUUCUAAAUAGCCUUUGUCCCAGAGAGAUAAUUAGAGUAGCAAGUAGCAAUCCUAAAGGAUAGAAGAAAACAAUUUAAUAAAAAGACUAACUUCAGCAAAGAACAAAAAAGAAACCAAGGAGGAAGAUUAAGUAUUGAUAGAUUAAAACUAUUUCUUAAAUCACAGAUAAUCAAAUCCAACUGGGGCUGCUCGACUAAACAUUUAGUUGGAUUCAGACCUUCUAUAUGGGUCAAAUGUAACCAGUCAUAACAACAUUCAAGUAAUUUUAAAAGAUGAUCUUACAGCUAAUGAAGAAUAUUUGCUAGAGCAUCAGAAGCACACUAAUUUCGAUACAUUCGGUGAUUCUGAGAACAAUAAAAAAGUCACUGCAGUAAGUGAAUUGCAUUCACCUGAUCAUAGAAUGGCAUCACCUAGAAUAAACAUCCAAAGCUAUAAUAAUAGCAUUAGGUAGUUAUCUUAGAAGGAUUAAGCUGACAUUAAUGCCUAUCAAAACUAAGGUUACCAAAUUCAGGAGUUUCAUUACUCAGGCUCAUUUGGCGUUCCAAUGACUUUGCAAAACUAGAGCUAUUAAAUAGAUGCAAAUAAUAAACUAAUUUAAUCAAUGAUCUAGAAUGGGCAGAAUAAUCUAUCAUUUAGUAUAGUUGGGCAAAAUGACAUGUCAAUUGUAUCAUAGGAAUAGCUUAGGUAAAACAAGCAUGCAUAUAUAGACAAUAAAGGAGCUAUUGUGAUACAAGACAAUGAGCUUAUAUAUGAUGAUCCAGAUGAGGACGAUGAAAACGAUGAUGAAAUUCAGCAAAUAAUAGAUAAGCCUUUUUAUUUGCCUGAAUACUAGGAUGAGGAAGAAUUCUUUGAGCAAGAAAAAUUUCCAGAAUAGGUAAAAACUACUAUAUCUCCUUCGAGUAAAAGUUAGAAUUAUCAUGAGACAGAUCUGCAAAGCAUAGAUAACUCAACGGUAGAAGCUGUUAAAAAGAAGCUAAUAACUGAUCCUGAUUAUAGAAGAGAACUACUAUAGAGAGUACUUCCUUAGUUUUCAAAGCUUAACGAAUAAUUUACUAACAGUUUCCUAUACAAACUGAAGUAUGCAAAUGAAGAUAGUUCAUAGAACAGCAAUUCCUUAUAAAAAUCUAAUCAGUCAACUUAUAGGCAAGGGACUAUCAAUCAUUAGUUGAUGAGUUUGAAUGUAAUUCAGUCCCAGAGUUCAUUAAACUCUAAAAUACCUGGCAAUAUGAAAUUCUCAAAUAUAGUUAGUAGUGAGGGAGCUGAAGAGUAUGAUUUAGAUGAGCUGUAUACCUUUGACUAGAGAAAUAAUGAUACUCUAAUGAAAUAAGAUCAUGGCUAGGCUGUUUAAGCGUUACUUAAGAGAAUAAAUUAGAAUUUGAAUACAAAUAAUAGUGGAGGAGAAGGACUGAAUACAAUGAUGAGUUCUUAGAGCAGGAAAAUAGAUAAUCAAGACUUUGAUAUGGCUCUCAUAGAUGACAAGGAUGAAAUAAAUACUGUGAUUGAGAACGACUGCGACAAUGACUAUGCAGACAUUUAUCAGUCAAUAGGCGAAGAUGAUGCUGAAACUGAGGAACUCCGUAGAAAAAGAGAGUUUGAAUAUCAAAAGCUGCUGCUUAAAAGGGAGAUCAUGAUGGUUGCUGGCACUAGAUAAAAAUGA
This is a messenger RNA of Stylonychia lemnae, 3561 nucleotides long. NCBI's taxonomy places the organism in Eukaryota, Ciliophora, Spirotrichea, Sporadotrichida, Oxytrichidae. The record is from the annotation of a GenBank genome assembly.